Messenger RNA from Bombyx mandarina (wild silkworm), 4878 nucleotides. It is a transcript of the gene Set1, whose product is annotated as SET domain containing 1. Lineage: Eukaryota; Metazoa; Arthropoda; Insecta; Lepidoptera; Bombycidae. Gene Ontology annotation, molecular function: RNA binding; histone H3K4 methyltransferase activity; protein binding. The record is from RefSeq and is a predicted model, not a curated record. Gene Ontology annotation, cellular component: Set1C/COMPASS complex.
AACAAUUUAUUGUAGUCAACUGAGUGUUUCGAUAGUCGAGUUAUUGUAAAACUAUUAAAAAUGGUUUUCGUAUUUCCUGAAGCGAAAUUAAUGAAAUAUCAUCUAUAAACAUUAUCAAAUCCAGCAAAAAUGAAUGGAGGAAUGGAGCAUAGAACACCUGGUCACAAUGUAGUGCUUCACAAAGCACCUAAAAACUAUAAAUUACUUAUGGAUCCAUUCCUUAUAAAAGGAGCAACAAAAUUGUAUCGUUAUGAUGGUUUUGUUCCUGGUGACCCUACAUAUCCACCAGUUCAAAGUAGAGAUCCAAGGUCUCAGCUAUCCAGAAUAUGGAACAGAUUGGAACCAGCUGAUUUACCUGUACCUAGGUUCAAGAUUGAUAAAAACUAUGUCGGAACGCCUCCUCAAAUUGAAAUUACAAUAGGGAAUUUGAAUGAUAAUAUCGAUAAAGCUUUUUUAGCUGAUAUGAUGAAUAAAGUUGGCCCAUUUGAGGAAUUAACUAUAUUUUAUCAUCCAGUAACAAAUCGUCACUUAGGAUUUGCUAGAAUAGUUUUUCAAGAAGUAAAGUACUCCAGGAUGUGUGUGGAAAAAUAUAAUGGGAAAUCUGUUAUGGGCCAGGUACUAGAAGUCUUCCAUGAUGCAUUUGGUAAAAAAUGUCAAGAGCUCUUUGAAAAUAAGACAAUGGAAAAGAAACCACAGCUGUCAACUAUAAUUCCUAAGCCACCGAUACUAGAAGAAGUGAGAAUUCAAAAACCAUUGGAUCCCAUGCUCACAAAGCGAUUAGAAGAUACAAAAAUUAACGAAAAGGAUUUACCAUAUCCCCGCUACAAAGAUGUGGAACAGAGUGAUAGUAAUACUCGGUGGUCUGAUGAUGAACGUGAGUAUAGACAUCGGCAUCGUAGUAGGAGCGACAGAGACCGAGAUAAAGAUAGAGAUAGAGAAAGAGACAAGGACAGAGACAGCAAACGAUGCCGAAGGAAAUGCAGGAGAAAGUAUAGAGAAAGAGAAAGAGAAAGAGAGAGGUACGCGCGCAGUACGACGGAUAGUACUGAGCCCGCUUACACAGCGCCGAGUCACGCCCCCGACGUGUCCUAUACCCCGGCUCCUGCUGUACCAUAUGAUCCUUACUACCAACAGGGGUACGGGUACGGGUACACCGCGAGCAGCACGCCCGGCGCCGUGUGGUGGGGAGACUGGAGACACCCGCAGCACGGACAUCACUCACAUUUGGAGGGAGCCACGAGUGGCGCUAGUUGGACCGCCGCCCCCGCCCCGGCUCCCGCCCCCGCGCCGCACCCGCCCCCCGCCGCCGUCACCGCGCCCCCGGAACGCUCGCCCGAGCCGACCCCGGGACUCGACAAUCAUAAGGAAACGCCGUCGGUUGAGAAUAAAGUGGUUGAUGUAGUGGAACCUCAUCCUCCCGAAGACGAGGCAGACGGCAAAGAACCUGAGACGAAGCCUCCCCCUCCUGCUGAAGAAUCUAAAAAUGUUGAUCUUGAUACUAGAAUAGCGAUGUUGCUCAAAGGCGCUACCGGCGGUGGGGGGCUCGCCCCUCCUUUCUUGUCUCUAGGAAUGUCUUCGGAAGAAGAAGACGAUGAUAGAUUGCCUUCGAAAAUACCAGAUCUUGAUGCACACAACCCUCCCACUGACGAUGAAGGUUCAGCCAGUGAAGACAGAGAGAGCAUAGUAUCUGUUUCGCAAACAAGCGAAGUUGACCCCGAGCCCUUGUCCACAACACCCUCGCCGUACUUAUCCAGAGAAUUAUAUUUGGAGUGUCUCAAGAUAACUGUGGCUAAAAAAGCGAGACAGCAACAACGCAAGCUACUUCCGGCGAUAGACAAGAUCGGGUCCGACAUAUCGUCCUCCGAAGACGAGCUGCUGACGGGCGAGGAGCCGAGGCGCUCUCCGGCCGCGCCGCCCAGUCAAGAUCGCGACCAAGACAACUUAGAUGACGAUCAGAUGUCGCUGUCAUCAUUAUCUUCGACGGAGGCUAAAAUUGAAGAGCAAGUGCCCGCAGAGGCGUACUACUACCCACCACAUCCGCCACAUCCGCACUACUACCAGACGCCGAUGUGGCCUCAUACAGCGUACCCGCCCCCUCCGUACCGGGCGGGCGCGGCGGGCGAGGUGCCGUACGGUGCGGCGCCGGGCUUCCCGCCGCCCGUGCUGCCGACACACUACGCCACCUACAGCGGCCCGCAGACACAUGCGCAGGAAUUAGAUAAUCCCCACUUUUCAACGAUAAACAGCGUAAUAGAACGAGUCACGGCUGAGUUAAAACAAAUACUGAAGAAAGACUUCAACAAGAAAAUGAUAGAGAACACCGCCUUCAAAAACUUCGAGGUUUGGUGGGACGAACAGAGCAGGAAAAUGAGACAGGUCAAGCCUAAAGAAGAUAACCAACCUUUACAGGAUAUUUCCAAUAAAAAAGAGGAAGCUGUGGAUUCUAUAAAGUCGAUAAUGGAGUCUCGAGAGCUGGGUCUAGAUCUGGGUGGUUACGGUAUUGGUAUAGGUCUGGGCUUGCGCGCUGCUAUACCCAAAAUGCCAAGCUUUAGAAAAAAAAGGAAGAUUCCUUCGCCUGUUCUUAUGGAUGAGGACUCGUCGAAGAGGCUCAGUGAUCAGGAAGAGAUGGUGCAGCAUUCGGACGAGGAAAAAGAAGUUCCGACCAGCCCUAGGAACAGAAGUACAGGAUCAUAUUUGUCUAGGAGUAGGAGACGACAGUCCAGCAGUUCAUCUAGGUCAUCAUCAUCAUCAUCAAGUAGGUCGGAUGAGUCGGAGGAAUCAGAGUCGGAACACAAGGGUCCCGCGCCCCGGAUAUAUUCUGAUACUGAUGACGAUUCAGAACUAGACGAGGCUGAGCUCAAGGUUGUGUCAAAUAAAGAAAGGUUAAGACGUGUCUACUCGUCUUCUGACAGCGAAGAGGAGAGCAGAAUGAGAGAAAAGACUCCAAUACCGCCUGUAGAAGCGUCAGACACGGAAGAGAGGUUAGGAUCGCCCAUCAUGUCUCCUGAAGGGCCACGAGAUUUAAUAUUGGAUCGAGUGUACUCUGACUCUGAAGAAGAGAGGGAAUAUCAGGAAAGGCGAAGACGAAACACCGAGUACAUGGAACAAAUAGAACGAGAAUUCUUGGAAGAACAACGACAGAAGAUGGAAGUCGACACCCAGCCGCAGCCUGAGAAACCUCCCGACGACAGUACACACGACAGCAAACCAGAUGCACCCAUAAGCAGUCCAAUUAAGAAUCACAUUAAAUCUCCCGAGAAGAAGCCGGACACGGAAAUCGAAGACGGCGAGAUCACUUCGGAGGACGAGACGCUCAAAAGUCGUAGGAAGAAGGAGCGACGCUCUAAGAAAAUUGAAAAACGACAGCGAGCUAUCUCCGCAAGCGACAGUAACACCGAGACCGCCAAUGGAGUUAAUGGUGUUAAGGAUGGUAGCAGCGCUGUGUCGGAGACGUGGUCGCCGCAGUCACAGACGUCACAAGCGUCCCAGGCGUCACAACUGUCGCAGGCGUCUCAAGCGUCUCAAGUGGCGCUCGACCACUCGUACUGCAGGCCGCCGCCCGACGCAGAACCGAGACUCUCCAACCAUCUGCAUCAUGAUCACGGUUACACAUGGAUGGCCGAACCAGAAAGCACCUCUCCUGUCCCGGAGCCACCGCAAACUGAAUCCAGUAACCAAGAGAAGAGACCUUAUAAACGGAAACAUGAAACCAAAAAAUUAUCUGAGAUACAAAACAAGCUACACGAGCCGGCGGCGGGGGGCGUGCAGUUCGCGGCGCGCGAGAUCAUGGGCGAGAUGACGGUGAUGUACGAGUUCCUGACGCGCGGCAUCGACCGCGAGGACGUGGAGUACCUGCGCCGCGCGUACGAGGCGCUGCUCAGCGGCGACGCGCACGGCUACUGGCUCAACGACACGCACUGGGUCGACCACCCGCCCACCGACGUGCUCUACGGCCCGCCCAGGAAGAAGUCCAAGCGGCACAACAACAUCUACGAGGACCUACAGGGUCACUCGAGUGGGUCGGCGCGGACGGAAGGAUACUACAAGCUGGACGCGAAGAUAAAAGCCAAGUACAAGUAUCACCACGGGCGCACCACCGCCGCCGCGAUACAAGCGCCGCCUGAUGAUAAGAAAGCUUCCAAGAUGCAACUGCUAUCGAGGGAAGCUAGGUCAAACCAGAGGAGAUUGCUCACGGCUUUCGGAACCGACACGGACUCCGAUCUUCUGAAAUUCAAUCAGCUCAAGUUCAGAAAGAAGCAGCUUAAGUUUGCUAAGUCUGGUAUCCACGACUGGGGCCUGUUCGCUCAGGAGCCGAUAGCGGCGGACGAGAUGGUGAUCGAGUACGUCGGGCAGAUGAUCCGGCCCAUAGUGGCGGACGUACGCGAGGCGCACUACGAGGCCACCGGCAUCGGCAGCUCCUACCUCUUCCGCAUCGACCUCGACACCAUCAUCGACGCCACCAAGUGCGGGAACCUCGCCCGGUUCAUCAACCACAGUUGUAAUCCGAAUUGCUACGCUAAAAUCAUAACAAUUGAGUCACAGAAGAAAAUCGUGAUAUAUUCAAAACAGCCGAUCGGUGUCGACGAGGAAAUUACAUACGACUACAAGUUCCCGCUCGAAGAUGAGAAAAUUCCGUGCUUAUGUGGCGCGCCGCAGUGUCGCGGCUUCCUCAAUUAAACUCCUGUACAUAAUCCUCAUAUGUUUUUCCGAUUACAUUAUGAUAUGAUUUCCUACUAAAAAGAUUUUAAUGUAAAAUUAUGAUUUGUCUAUUAAGACUAAUUUCACACGCAAAUUCCUCAGACAUCUACUGUACAUCAUAUUACUGGUGGUAGGACCUCUUGUGAAUCCGCGCGGGUAGGUACCACCACUCUGCUUAUU